AGUAAGUUUUGGUUAGCACGGCUACAGAGCAUAGAUUUAAGAAGCUCAGUGUGCACCGUCGGCUGAGUUCGGCGAUCUAUUUAUUGCCGAUGCUGCGCAAAAUAAGUAUACAAGUAUACAUAGUACACGGGUCGGCUAUUGCAUUGCUUUCUUGCAUAAACUUCGCACUGACUUACUACAUAUCCGUGAAUAUGAGCAACGUUUACAAAAAUGAAGUGGUCGCCAUUAGUCUGACAGCAUAAAAACCGUAACGCUGAUUGGUGGACAGGUUUCGGCGCCGCGAAGGACAGCCAAUAAGAUUAUCUCUCUGCAAGUAAACACAGCAUGGAAUUGAAUUAGGCAACAAUGGGUUAAAGCAAUUGCUAAAGUUGUAAAUAAAAUGUAAUGCGCAUCUAAAGAACUUUAUUUAAUCGUUAUUGGAUCUGGACCGUUCACAAUUUCACACAAAAGGGGGCUGUUUUAGGACGUACAGCGGAGAUACCUAAAAGUAGGCCGCAUGUAGGCUACUUGCGCUUGGAUAUACGGACAGGAACAGGAAGAUUUGUUUCGUGAGCAAGCUGCCGAGGUAACUAUCCAGCUAGCUACUUUUACAUGAUCUAGCUGUAUUAUUAUUAUUUUUUAUAAAGACUCAUAAACUGGAAAAAUACUAGUAAAGCAAUAAAUAUGAGCGAGCCCACGGACUGCAAGCAGCAGUCUAAGACCAACAAGCGAAGCGCAUCCCCGGAGCAGGGUUGUUCCUCACCGCCGGGGAAGGCAGCCAAAGUGCAGGAUGACAUUCAGGAAUUAGCGCUCGGCUCAAGCGGCUGUAGAAAUGGAGAAACUGUACCCAUUGAGGCAGGAGGCGAACGCGAACAUAGGGAGGCUGAAAUAGACAUAAAAGCAGAGGAACGGGACAAGAGCGCGCACACCAAAACAAAUUUCACCCCCAGUUCGACGGGGAGUGCAAAUGAGCGUCCUACAAACAGUAGCGGGGUUGCAGAGCCAGCCGCUUGCGGGGGUAGUGGGGAAAGUGAGAGGCCAGUGGAAAUAGCGGCCGCUGGAGCACCAGGACGCAGCAGCGUACUUCUUAAAGGGCCUGGGCAUGGAGCUUCGCAUCAGCAGUCGGAUUGGGCGGCUAUUGCAGCCGCGGAAGCGCUGGCGAGUUUAACUGGAGGUGACGGGGACAGUGAGAAGACAGAUAGGCCGCAUUCCGGUAAGAAAGCUGAAAUUGAUCAGAAGGAACCUGGGAAACGAGACACUCCGAAACCCGCCGAUUGUACAGACAGUCCUCAACGAGUAAAUUGGCCGAAAACUCGGGCAGUCGCGGCAGACAGCUCUACCUCAGUGCCUGAAGGGGGCGCUGUGCUGGGCACUGCUGAGACAGAGCGAGUAGACAGGUCGCGGGACACUGAGGAUGAAGACGAGGACGACGAGGAUUCUCUCCUCGGUUCCUCUUCUAGUCCGGACUUCUCCUCAGGCUCGGAAGACUGCACCGCUGAGGACGCAGAGUGCGCUAUUGUGUCGGUUAAAAUGGCCCCGGAGACGCGGCAGGCGGUGGCACAGCUGGCCCGGUUGCAGAUGCAGCUGGAGACGCUGGAGAGGAAAGGCGUCCGGCAGCACCAGCGCCUAGAGCUCAAACUGAACCAGCAGCGGCGCCCGCACCUGGACCAGCGUGGUGCGAUCAUCAAAGACAUCCCCGGUUUCUGGGUUACAGCUCUCCUGAAUCACCCCCAGCUCUCUGCUCACAUUGACGAAAACGACGAGGAUGCUCUCAGCUACAUGACCAACCUUGAGAUUGAGAACAAUGGGAUGGGCCAUAGGAUUGGGUUCCAUUUCAGACGGAACCCAUACUUCCAGAACAGUGUCAUCGUCAAGGAGCUCCAUCUUGCCUUGGGAGGUUCAGCCAUGUCCUUUUCCAACCCCAUCCUGUGGCACCGCGGGCAGAACCUGACCGCCCGAACCCGGCUGGUCAAAGGUCCUGGUGCCUUCCAGUCAUAUCCGAGCUUCUUCACCUGGUUCAGCGACCACAGCAGCCCUGAGAGGGAUGAGAUAGCUCAGAUUAUGAAGAAUGACCUGUACCGGAAUCCUCUCAGGUACUACCUGACCCCCAUGUGGGAGCCCCGACUGAAUGGCAGUGUGCCCAGGACGGCCAACAACAGCAAUAGCAGUGAUUGUGUGGUGAUAUCGGACUCGGACGACGAAGAUGAUGAUGGCGACUAUGAGGAGGAAGAGUCAGCUGUUAACCGAAGAGAGGAAGAACAAGAUGCAGGAAAAAGUUCAGAGGAGGAGGAUGAGGAAGUCCGGAUUGACGGGUCUGAGGAAGACGAGGAUGGAGAGGCAGACGAGGAAGAUGGCAUCACUCAGGGGAGGGAGGGGGAGGAAGACGAAGAUCUGGAUGUGGAAGAGCUGGAGGAGGCAGAGGGAUGUGGAGCCCCAGAGGCCACAGAGCAGGAGGAAGAGGAAGGGGAAGAAAGUUAAGACUUCCUGAAACUCCCCUAAUGUUUUACCCCCUUUCUUAUUUUACACCAGCUUUCCGUUUAGCACCUAAUUCUGGUUCGUGGAUUUUGUUGUUGUGCCCGUUCAGGAUUAGUUUUUGGUUUUUUUUUUUUUUUUUUGGUUUUUUUGUUGUUUUUUUUCCUAUUUUGGUACUUUUAGUCUAUAUUUUACUGCUUUCUGAUUCAGGGUAACUUUGAGUGUGAUCUUUUGCGAAUGCCCACAUGCUGCUGAACUCCUCCCUGGGGCUGCUGGGGAAAGCAAGCUGUGCUGUGAGCUUUCUGAUGCCCCGCAGGGCCUGUCCCUACCUGGGGAGCGCUUUUGUGCUGAUUAUUCUGCUGCUGAACAAUUGGGCCGAACCAGAACCAGAUCUGCAGCAAGACACGAAAAGUGAACGUUUACCGUUGAGUGGCAACUAAGUGCUUGAUUUAUUAAGACCUUCAGUAGUUGCUGAACCUUUUUUAGCACUCACAGAACUGACCCAACCAAUGAUUGAGUGAAUACCAUGGUCAUGUUAUUGGUUUUGCAUGUGCUAAGAGGUUUUGCACAUGCUAAAGGCCUUGGUAAAUCAGGCCCUAAGUUUUGCUUCCUUUUCCGCUCUGUUAUUGUUGUCAUGCUAUUUAUGAGCUGUGCAGUUUGCAGAAAAAUGUUGGUGAGAUAACUGCACUGUUCACUGUUGAGAAGCACAAUACAAAUGCUUCCAGAAAAAACAAACAACCCACCUACCCUUCGAAAACCGUUUGUGAGAUUGAUGUGCGUUUAAUGAGUGAGGUGCGUUUAGUGAGUGACCUGUGGUCCGUAUCACUGAGGUGUGUUUAGGGAAAGGUGUGUUUGGAGAGUUUAUAGCACAAGUGAGCUGUGUUUAGUAAGAGUGAGGUGUGCUUACUGACGUUUUCUUGGUGAGAGUGAGGUGUGAGUUGUGCUUAGUCCGAGUGAUGUGUGUUUAGAGAGUGCGGUGUGUUUGGAGGGAGUUUAGGGAGAGCGAGGUGUGUUUGGAGGGAGUUUAGGGAGAGCGAGGUGUGUUUGGACGGUGUUUAGGGAGAGCGAGGUGUGUUUAGUCCGUGCCUCUAAGGCAGCAGUCUUCAGAUCAUAGUUGGCGUUCUCAGGGAUUAAAAUGGAGUGGCACUCCCCUCCCAUGUGGGUCCAUUCAGCAGGCCCGGGUUUCUCUUCGCCUUGCGUUUCCAUGAUUGUGGGUUCAGGGUUCAGGGUGUCAGCGCAGAAACGUGUUCUCUCUUCGCCUUCAUGUGCGGUUGUGUUGACUUCUGCUUUUAGGGUUCACUUUGAGUCGUUCUAUUGUCAGUGUGCUUUCCUUCAGCUCUCUUUUCAGUUGCUUUGCUUUUUCAUUUUAACCCUUCAUUCUCCUUUUUCAGUUUGUAACUGUGUCUAUGCAUUUGAACUCAAACUGUUACUAUGAUUGAGUGACAGUCAUGGAUGAACACAAUUUUCAGGGUAAGACCAUUCUAAGUAAUAAGUAUUUAAAGUAACACUUUUAGUAUGUAAAACUCAAAAUAUUUUCACUUCUCAAAAGUGAUAGUUUUUUCAAUUUGGUGAUCAUUUUUGCAUAUUGGUAAAUAUGCAAACAACUUCUGCAGCUGCAACAUUGAAAAUGCAUUUGAUCUUGUAUAGUCACAAUCUCAUGUAAAUGUGAGUUACAGGUAUGUUUAUAAACCUAUUAACAUUUGUUGGCACAUUUCAGGAAGUACUGAAAUAAGAUGUCAUGGAGUUUAAAGAUUCAUUCUAUAAUUAUUCCCACAUGACCAUUCUUCUUAUGCUGACCAUAAAUGCUCGUGCACCAAUUUUUAAUUUUGCAUACAGUUUACCAUUUUCAAGUGGUGCCCUAUACUCUGUUGGUUAAUACUUAAAAAAUGGUCUUGAGAACAAGUACACUGAUUAUACAAUAAUUUUUCAUGUGUAAAUAUCUUAGCUGUUUUAUAGUUCACAUACAUUUUUGAACCACGGUUUAAUUUAGUAUUUUGAGGAAUUUAGUCUAAACCUUAAAGACACGGUAACUAAUUUAUCAUCUUGGUUGCCUGCUAUAUCAUCCACAAAGAUUUUUUGUUUUUUCUCCAAUGUGCUGUUUUUUUUUUUUUUUUUGGUAAGCCUUCACCAGUUGUGUAGGAAUAGCUUGGUGAGCACAAUAUAGCUUUGUGAUCCCAGUGUAUCUUAGCCAGUUAGGGACCCUGAUGUGGAGGUUUAGGAAAGGCUUGUGUUCUUUGCUUCACCCAGCUUCCCAUCCCUUGUCUAAAGGGAAUGCCUAAAAAAAUACACUUUCAAUGAGAAACUUCAUCUGCCUCUUCAUGGUGUUGCUGAACUGCAGUCUAUGUACAUAAUCCCUCUGAACUGGAUCCAGGCACAUCAAGACAAAGAUCACUGACACGGUGGGUAAGAUGGAACACUUGCGCCUCUUUUUUUCGGGCCUGGAAAUAAUUACAAUCCUGGCAGUGACCCGCUGCUUACUUUGCAUAAAAUCCCUCCUUGGCAUCGACUUUUUUAGUUGUUUUCCUCAUUUGAAAAUGGUGAUUGCUGUGAUGGGCCUGCAAAAACACCACACAGUCAAUUUGAUUCUGUUUUGGGGAUGUUGUCACUAGCCUACUGAUUCAUUUUAAUAUUACAACACCCUUUUUAUAAAGCAAAUUCUUUGUGAAUAUUUCAUCUUUCCCUUUGAAAACGGAUGAUAUUGUGUUUGAUAUUGUUAUUAAUAUGAAUAACAAUUUGGAAUUGGAAAGAAAGAUGUAUUUUGUGUGCAAUUUGAAAUUGUAUCUUUUGAUAACUUACGGGUAGUUUUGGAAAAUGAAAACUAUGUAAAGGGUUAAUUUUUGUGUCUUUAUUUCCAAAUAAAGAUGCGGAUGUCCCAAUUUUU
Molecule: messenger RNA, 5332 nt
Organism: Anguilla rostrata (American eel)
Lineage: Eukaryota; Metazoa; Chordata; Actinopteri; Anguilliformes; Anguillidae
Gene: tspy
Product: testis specific protein Y-linked
Exons: 8
Coding region: 664-2457 (597 amino acids)
Biological process (GO): nucleosome assembly
Cellular component (GO): nucleus; chromatin
Molecular function (GO): histone binding; chromatin binding
Source: RefSeq, a predicted model, not a curated record